AUGCCAAACAAGUCUGAAAACGAAGUACUCAUCGUCUUCUGUUGCGUUUUGACUGCUUUGGUGUUCAACAAGCCAAAGUGUUGUAGUAGUGGUGGCCGUUGUUGUAGUACUGUUAGUGGUAGAAGUAGUAUUAGUGGGCCUUGUAGUAUUGUUAGUGGUAGAUGUAGUAGUGGUGGAUGUUGUAGUAGUGUUAGUGGUAGUUGUUGUAGUUGUGGUAGAUAUAGUUGUGUUAGUGGUACAUAUUGUAUUACUGGUGGAUGUUGUUGUGUUAGUGGUAGAUGUUGUUGUAGUAGCGGUGGAUGUUGUAGUUGUGUUAGUGGUGGAUGUAGUUGUGUUAGUGGUAGAUGUAGUAUUAGUGGGCCUUGUAGUAUUGUUAGUGGUAGAUGUAGUAGUGGUGGAUGUUGUAGUACUGUUAUUGGUAGAUGUUGUAGUAGUGUUAGUGGUAGUUGUUGUAGUUGUGGUAGAUAUAGUUGUGUUAGUGGUACAUAUUGUAUUACUGGUGGAUGUUGUUGUGUUAGUGGUAGAUGUUGUUGUAGUAGCGGUGGAUGUUGUAGUUGUGUUAGUGGUGGAUGUAGUUGUGUUAGUGGUAGAUGUUGUUGUAGUGGUGGACAUUGUAGUUGUGUUAGUGGUAGAUGUUGUUGUAGUAGCGGUGGACAUUGUAGUUGUGUUAGUGGUAGAUGUUUUAGUAGUGGUGGAUGUUGUAGUAGCGGUGAACGUAGUAGUUGUGUUAGUGGUAGAUGUUGUAGUAGCGGUGGACGUUGUAGUUGUGUUAGUGGUGGAUGUUGUGUUAGUGGUAGAUGUAGUUGUUUUAGUGGUAGAUGUAGUUGUUUUAGUGGUAGAUGGAGUUGUUUUAGUGGUAGAUGUUGUUGUAGUAGUGGUGGAUGUUGUAGUUGUGGUAGAUGUUGUAGUAGUGGUGGAUAUUGUAGUUGUGUUAGUGGUAGAUGUUUUAGUAGUGGUAGAUGUUGUAGUUGUGUUGGUGGUAGAUGUUGUUGUUGUAGUAGCGGUGGACGUUGUAGAUGUGUUGGUGGUAGAUGUUGUGGUAGCGGUGGACGUUGUAGUUGUGUUAGUGGUAGAUGUUGUAGUAGUGGUGGAUGUUGUUGUGUUAGUGGUAGAUGUUGUAGUAGCGGUGGACGUUGUAGUUGUGUUAGUAGUGGAUGGUCUAAUAGUGGUAGAUGUUGUAGUAGUGGUGGAUGUUGUAGUUGUGUUAGUAGUGGAUGUUCUAAUAGUGGUAGAUGUUGUAGUAGCGGUGGACGUUGUAGUUGUGUUAGUGGUAGAUGUUGUAGUAGUGGUGGAUGUGGUUGUGUUGGUGGUAGAUGUAGUAGUGGUGGAUGUUGUAGUUGUGUUAGUGGUAGAUGUUGUAGUAGCGGUAGACGUUGUAUUUGUGUUAGUGGUAGUUGUUGUAGUAGCGGUGGAUGUUGUAUUUGUGUUAGUGGUAGAUGUUGUAGUAGUGGUGGAUGUGGUUGUGUUGGUGGUAGAUGUUGUAGUAGUGGUGGAUGUUGUAGUUGUGUUAGUGGUAGAUGUUGUAGUAGCGGUAGACGUUGUAUUUGUGUUAGUGGUAGUUGUUGUAGUAGCGGUGGAUGUUGUAUUUGUGUUAGUGGUAGUUGUUGUAGUAGCGGUGGAUGUUGUAGUUGUGUUAGUCGUAGUUGUUGUAGUAGCGGUGGACGUUGUAGUUGUGUUAGUGGUAGAUGUUCUAAUAGUGGUGGAUGUUGUAGUUGUGUUAGUAGUGGAUGAUGUUGUUUUAGUAUUAGUCAAAGGCAUGCCCUGGUAGAAUGUGUGAUCUUGGCGUUUAGUAUCUGAGGUUGUGAAU
Molecule: messenger RNA, 1807 nt
Organism: Esox lucius (northern pike)
Lineage: Eukaryota; Metazoa; Chordata; Actinopteri; Esociformes; Esocidae
Product: multiple epidermal growth factor-like domains protein 10
Exons: 2
Coding region: 1-1731 (576 amino acids)
Cellular component (GO): extracellular region
Source: RefSeq, a predicted model, not a curated record